Molecule: messenger RNA, 2222 nt
Organism: Pseudogymnoascus verrucosus
Lineage: Eukaryota; Fungi; Ascomycota; Leotiomycetes; Thelebolales; Thelebolaceae
Exons: 10
Coding region: 330-2222 (630 amino acids)
Cellular component (GO): cytosol
Molecular function (GO): aldose reductase (NADPH) activity
Source: RefSeq, a predicted model, not a curated record
GGGAACUAUGGACAAAUAGUGUCAGUAUUCCUCUGAAUGUUCGGCUAAAGGCAAUUCUAGACUGUGUAAAAUUUAGUUACAUUUGGAAAGGUUAUUUCGGUUCGAUAUAUUUAUUCAACAGUAUCCGUGCCUACAACAGAUGGGUAGGUGCCGAGGUUGGUUAGUUACGCCGCAGCAUACUACAUAGUGUGGGGGGGGAGGCCAAAUAGAUUCCAACACCGAAACCGAAACUCCGCAUAAGUUGAAGUAAAUCCGCUGAAUAGAGUUCGACUCAUGAUAUAUUCAAACAUCGAGACACCUGGAACAAUAUAAUUAGUUUGUCACAAAGCAUGGAAUCAACGUCAAGAUUGAACAUGCAAGAAAACAGUCCCACGAUAAACAUUGACGUGGUUUCUGAGAUACCACUAUUUCAGCGGCCGCUAGGCGUCAGUAGCCUUGGCUCUUCGCUCUGGGCUUCGGCUUAUAGGGUUGACAGCAAGAAUGACGCUGGGGAAGAUGAGAGCUAUUUCAUGAAGGUAUCAAUUGGCGAGCAAGGGAGGGCUGCAUUGUAUGGAGAAUUUGAAUCUACGUCAAAAAUCCAUUCUGUCGUACCCGAUUUCAUCCCCAAGCCAAUUCUAUGGGGCUCGUUCAAAGAAAUACAAAACGCCCACUACUAUAUCUGCAAAUUCUAUAAACUAAGACCAGAUCUCCCGGAGAAAUUCGAGUUUUGCGCAAAGGUGGCCGAACUGCACUCCAAGAGCCAAUCGCCAAACGGAAAAUUCGGCUUCCAUGUGAUAACAUACAAUGGGAAUCUUCCCCAGGAGAAUGGGUAUGCUGAUACUUGGGAAGAAUGUUUCGUCAGUGGCUUUAGGCAUAUGUUAACCUUGAACAUAGACCGUGGGGGACCAUGGGAGGAAAUGGAAAAACUCAAAUCAGCUGUGAUAGAUAAAGUCAUUCCAAGACUUCUCCGGCCUAUGGAGUCCAACGGGCGAUUUAUCAAGCCGUGUCUAGUCCACGGCGAUUUAUGGUAUGGAAAUGCUGCCGUAGAUUCCGAAACUGGUUGUCCAUUGGUAUAUGACCCCUCUAGCUUUUACGCGCACAAUGAAUACGAGCUUGGAAAUUGGCGACCAGGGCGGAAUAAAUUUGACAGAAGCUAUUUCCUUGCAUACGAAUUGAACAUGAAGAAGUCAGAGCCCGUGGAUGAUUUUGAUGACCGAAAUGCCCUGUAUUCAAUACGCUUCAAUCUGCAUGCUGCAGCUCUAUUUCCGGGAGAGUUGAGCUAUAGAGAGUUGGUUAUAGAUGAAAUGAAGAGGUUAAUUGCAAAAUAUCCAAAUGGCUACGAGGAAGUGGAGGGCAUCUCAGCUGCGUCAACAGCUCAAGCUCUCUCUACUUCAUUUGAUGUGAACGAUAUAUCUAUCCCAGCAGUAGGCUUUGGCACGUUCCAGGGCGGCGACGGAAAUGGCCAAGUCAAGAAAGCUGUGCUAAAUGCUUUACGGGCGGGCUACAGACACAUCGACACUGCCUUGGCCUAUGGGAACGAGAAAGAAGUCGGCGAAGCCAUCAAGGAAAGCGGUAUUCCUCGGAAAGAGAUUUUUGUCACCACUAAAUUAGCUCAGACGUGGCAUAACCCUUCAGAUGUGGAAGAAGCACUCGACCAAAGUUUGAAGACCCUGCAACUCGAUUAUGUAAUCGACCUCGAGCUGUCGCGAGCAUACCCGCAAACUUGGCAAGCAAUGGAGAAGUUGGUGGAUAGUGGCAAGACGAGACUGAUAGGCGUCUCAAACUUCAGCAUCCUCAAGACAAAGCGAAUCCUUGAAAUUGCACGGAUCCGACCUGCCGUAAACCAGGUAGAAAUACACCCAUAUUUCCCUCAACAGGAGCUUCUGGAUUUCUGCUUUGCCGAGGGGAUCCACGUCACCGCUCACCAGCCCCUCGGAGGCCGCCCAGUCGCCCCGCUAACCCUCUCAACGAUUGCUGAAAUUGCAAAAUCGAUUGGCAAAUCACCUGCCCAAGUCCUCCUUUCCUGGGCGCUCCAGCGUGGUGUGUCUGUUGUUCCCAUAACAGCUCAAGAGGACAGAAUGGUAGAGAACCGAGCACUCUCUCGCCUCGCCGACGAAGAUAUGACGAAGAUCAAUAAAAUUGUCAAAUCUACGGGCGCGGUCCGAUACUUGGAUCCGAAAGGGCAUAUUGGGUUUGAUAUCUUUAUGGAGUCUGUUGACGAACCAGUUGCGGCUGCCGAAUAA